This is a messenger RNA of Selaginella moellendorffii, 517 nucleotides long. Its product is annotated as probable N-succinyldiaminopimelate aminotransferase DapC. Gene Ontology annotation, biological process: biosynthetic process. Gene Ontology annotation, molecular function: pyridoxal phosphate binding; L-kynurenine:2-oxoglutarate transaminase activity. The record is from RefSeq and is a predicted model, not a curated record. Gene Ontology annotation, cellular component: cytoplasm. The transcript is spliced from 6 exons. The coding region runs from base 11 to 517 and encodes 168 amino acids. NCBI's taxonomy places the organism in Eukaryota, Viridiplantae, Streptophyta, Lycopodiopsida, Selaginellales, Selaginellaceae.
ACAUCUUCUCAUGGAAGAGGAGCUAGCGCACAGGACACGGUCGUUCAAGCCGUCACCGAUCCAGAAGCUCUCGCAUCUCGCUCAGCAGCGCAAUGCGAUCAACUUAGCGGAAGGGUUUCCAGAUUUCCCAGCUCCGCCAGAGGUGAAGGAGGCCGCAAGGGAUGCCAUUGGAGCAGACUUCAAUCAGUACAGGCAUGUACAAGGUGUUUGCAACAAAGUGGCCGAGCAUUUUGAGCAUUUCCAGGGUGUGAAGGUUGACUCCAAGUCCGACAUUGUGCUUUGCUGCGGUCAAUCGGAAGCUCUCGCUGCCGUGACUUUCGCUAUUGUUGAUCGUGACGACGAAGUGAUUCUUUUGGAACCGGUCUAUGAGACGUACGAAUCUUGCAUCAUAAUGGCUGGAGGCAAGCCAGUUUUCGUGCCUUUAACGCCUCUGCUGUGGACGUUGGAUUCAGAGAAGCUCAAAAGGAGCAUCACCUCUAGAACCAAGGCGAUUGUGAUUAACAGGCACAUGGGUUAA